Molecule: messenger RNA, 6916 nt
Organism: Perca flavescens (yellow perch)
Lineage: Eukaryota; Metazoa; Chordata; Actinopteri; Perciformes; Percidae
Gene: astn2
Product: astrotactin 2
Exons: 28
Coding region: 233-5203 (1656 amino acids)
Biological process (GO): neuron cell-cell adhesion; neuron migration
Cellular component (GO): membrane; endosome
Molecular function (GO): protein binding
Source: RefSeq, a predicted model, not a curated record
UCUUGUCUGCCUUUUAAAAUGACACGUGCUUCUCCGUGUUUACGUGAUUUGGUGUCCUACAGUGUGAAUAGAGAUGGAUGCGUGUGUGUGAGGCGCUAAAAGAUGUCAUUCUCACUACACCUGUGCUGCCGCCUCCUGGACGGACGCGACUCUUUUGCAGCGACGGUACUAUAAGUGAACGGACAGCUUAUGAGCCCCACUCAAUGCGAGAGAACCACACACGAGGAGCGGGAUGGCGAGGAUGUUACCGCUGCACCUUCGCGUCCUUCUUGUGGGGCUGUUGUUAACGGGGACCUUGACAGUCCAAGCAAACAGAGGGGCGACAUCGGCUGACGAAGAGAGGGAAAAAGAGAGCGACGCGGAGGCGCCAUGUGAGGUGAAAACCGUAACCGUGUCUACCCUGCCCGUACUCCGGGAGAACGAGUUCAGCUUCACCGGCGGAGCCUCGGGCAGCGUGGUCGGAGGAGGGGGUCCUGCUGGAGCAGGUGCUGCUGCUGCUGGAGGAGGAACUGGAGGAGGAGGAGGAGGAGGAGGGGAAUCCCGACUCCUGUUAUUCGUUAGAACCGACCUACCUGGGAGAAUUUCCGUAAUGGAUGAUCUUGACAACACAGCUCUCCCCUACUUCACACUCGAGAUGUCUGGUACGGGAGAAGAUAUUUCUCAGGUACACUGGAAGCAGCAGUGGUUGGAAAAUGGGACACUGUACUUCCAUGUGUCCAUGACUGAGUCUGAGCUUGUAGCACAGACGACACAACCCACAGCUCGGGAGCCUACUCAUGCUCUACAUGAACACAUGCAUCUGCUGCACAUCUCAGUUAUGGGAGGCCUCAUUGCCCUCCUUCUCCUAAUUCUUCUCUUCACCCUUGUCCUGUAUACCCGCCACCGAUGGUGCAAGCGUCGCCGCAUCCCACAGAAGAGCGCCAGCACCGAGGCCACACAUGAGAUCCACUACAUUCCCUCUGUUCUGCUCGGACCCCAGGGUCGAGACAGCUAUCGGGGCUCUCGAAAUACACACCAACACGGGAGCUCGGUCAUCGGUAUGCCCAUCCGCGAGACCCCCAUUCUUGAUGAUUACGACUGUGAUGAGGAGGACCCAGGUGGACACUCCCUUAACUCCACGCCCAACAAGCUCCACACUAAGAUGAGGGAUGGGAAGAUCCAGGAGGACUAUGGAGUUAACAUUGGCAUUGGAGGACACUCAGAAAUGAUGUUCAAGGAAAAUGAAAUUAAGCAUAAUUUUGAAAAACGAGGAGCCCCAGCAGACAGAAUGGAGAAAGAUGCCAUUGAAUGUGGACGACGGCUUUCUGUCAGGAAUCAACCCCACUUGUCCGCUGAGUCCAGCCUGGUCGUCUUGGCUAAGAUGUUCAAGAGCUUCAUGCAGCUGCACAUAGAGAGAGACAGAAGACAGGUGGAUGAAGGUCACAAUCCAGGAGCAGGAGUAGAGUGUUUUGACCCAGAUUGCUACGCCAGGAAUUGCUGCAGAAGCCUAGCCUUUGAGGGAGAAGCGGAAUCGGUGCUCUGCUCCCAGUUUUUCUUCAGCGCUAGCAGAAUGAAGACUUCUACCUCCAGCAGUCUUCGCCUCUGUACUUGCUGCCGGACUGGCUAUAUUCUGCCGUCGGAUCUCCACCCCAGCUGUGAGUCCUACCUCAGUCCCGUUCACGCCGGGAUGGCGCUCACCCCUCAGGCCUCUUGCCCGUUCUGGACGUUUUUCUGGUGCUCCAGGUCAACGGGUAGGGGGAUGGCAGCUGGGCAGACUGGCAGGAUGACACCCUGGAACCGAUGGGAGAGGACCUUUUCGCUGGGCACGAGUCCGUUGACUCAAUUCCCCCAGAAGAGGGAUCUCUCCUCGUUUUUCCCUCCUCCCCAUUGGGAGGAAUGUGACCCCGAGGUGGGUAACAACGCCCUCCCUCUACGGCUCUCCCCAUCUCAGGAACGGCGAUCUUGCUUCCGAAGGCCACCCUCUUCGGCCACCGGAAGCCCACACCUCCUUCCCCUGGGACCAAGUCUAUGCUCAGGUGGCAUUGACUACAUCAGCUUCGCCCUAACCCAAAAGCGACAGCCCUUAGAGGCUAUUGACCCAAACACGGAGUCAGUAGAGGAUUUGAUGCAGAGGUUCCAGGACAGUUUCCGUGUUCCCAAUACGCCAACGGACAUGUCUCACUAUCAGCAUGUCAUGCACAGCUCGUCGACGGGUCGCCGGAGGGUCCUUAGCCACACCAGAGAUGGAAACCUAAUGACUCCGCCACCGUUCCGGAGCGGAUCCGCAGCCGUUACGCUGUCGGUGGAAAUUGGGGCACCUGGAGGUGUGUUUGGUCCUCAAGGGGAAUCAGGGUCAGAGCCUGAAGAUGACAGCCAAAUGAAGUUUUACACAGAACAGCACAGAGGACGAAGGCGCAGCAAAGGCCACCCACACAGUCCUCUAAACAAGGUCACCCUGACGUUGAUUACCAUCAGCACAUGUGUCAUUGCCAUUGUCUAUGCUACACAGGAUUCCUGUCCCCUCACUGUCAAGGUUACCCUACAUGUGCCGGAGCAUUUUGUUGCGGAUGGAAGUAGUUUUGUGGUGAGCAUGGGCAGCUUCCUGGAUGUUUCUAAUUGGCUAAACCCAGCCAAGCUAACCCUCUACUAUCAGACCAAUUCGUCCACACAAUGGGUCCUGGACUACUGCGGCCAGAGGACCACUGAGCCCUGCGAGCAGAUUUGUGAUCAGGACACAGGAGAAUGCAGCUGUCAUGAGGGUUAUUCCCCCAAUCCUGUCCAUAAACACCUCUGCGUACGCAGCGACUGGGGUCGAAACGAAGGUCCUUGGCCAUACGCUAAUCUGGAGAAAGGCUACGACCUAGUUACAGGAGAGCAGGCCCCAGAGAGGAUCUUCAGAUCAUUUUACAGUCUGGGCCAAGGGUUGUGGCUGCCAGUCAGCAAGAGCUUUGUGGUGCCACCAGUGGAACUGUCAAUCAACCCCAUCGCCAGCUGUAAAACAGAUGUGCUGGUUACUGAAGAUCCAGGAGAGGUCAGGGAAGAGGCCAUGAUGUCCACUUACUUUGAGACAGUGGAGGACCUACUUGCAUCUUUUGGGCCUGCCCGUGACUGUUCCAAAGAUAACGGUGGUUGCAAGAAGAACUUCAAGUGUGUGACUGACAGACAGUUAGACUCAUCCGGCUGCAUGUGUCCUGAGGGCCUGAGGCCAAUGAAAGAUGGCUCAGGUUGCUAUGACUACUCUAGGGGCAUUGACUGCACCGAUGGCUUCAAUGGAGGCUGUGAACAGCUGUGUCUCCAGCAGCUCGUGCCCCUUGAAGAUGACCCCAGUUCCAGCAACGUGCUCAUGUUUUGCGGGUGCGUGCAGGAGUACAAACUAGCAGGGGACGGGCGCUCCUGCCUCCUGCUGUCAGACAACUGUGAGGGACCAAAAUGCCCAAGGCAGGAUGUCCACUUCAAUGACACCCUGUUUGGUGAGAUGCUGCAUGGAUACAACAACAAAACCCAGCAAGUCAACUUGGGACAGAUAUUCCAAAUGACCUUCCGGGACAACAACUUCAUCAAGGACUUUCCUCAGCUAGCCGACGGUCUCAUGGUCAUCCCCUUACCAGUAGAGGAACAAUGUCGAGGGGUUUUGUCCGAGCCCCUGCCCAACCUGCAGCUGCUUACAGGGGAUGCUCAAUUCAGUGAGGCAGUGGGUUAUCCUAUGGUUCAACAAUGGAGAGUGCGCAGCAAUCUGUACAAAGUUAAACUCAGCUCCAUCACCUUGUCUACAGGUUUUUCUAAGGUGCUGAAGACACUGUCAGCGGAGAGCACACGUGAGGAGCUGCUGGCUUUUCUCCAGCAAUAUGGCAGCCACUACGUGUCUGAGGCCCUGUAUGGCUCUGAGCUCAGCUGCAGCAUCUACUUCCCCAGCAAGAAGGCCCAGCAGCAGCUCUGGCUGCAGUACCAGAAAGAGGCUACAAACCAGGGGGUUGGCGGAGGUGGGCGGCGUGAGCUGAAGUCAGUUCCCUUCAUCAGCUACCUGUCGGCAUUGCAGAAGAGCCAGCUGUUGUCUGACGACAUGGUAAAUGGCGUGGAGAUCCGCUGUGAGGAGAAGGGAAGCUGUCCAGCUGGCUGCCACCUGUGCCAUCACCAGGCCGUGAUGGGAGGAGUGUCAGGGAGAGGCCGCACCGGUAACAGCAGGAGUGGAGAGCAGCCUUCCCCCAUCCCUGUGCUGCUGGAAGUCAGCCGCGUGGUGCCCCUCUACAGCCUGGUCCAAGACAACGUCACCAAAGAGGCCUUCAAGAGUGCUACAAUGAGCUCAUACUGGUGUGCUGGAAAGGGCGAUGUCAUUGAUAACUGGUGUCGCUGUGACCUGAGUGCCUUCAGCAAAGAUGGCCUGCCUAACUGCAGUCCCCUCAGGCAGCCAAUUUUGCGCCUAGCCCCUUACCUGGAGCCCUCAAGCACAAUGGUGGCCCUGGAGUGGAUGGAUGUGGAGCCUCUGAUUGGCUGCAAAGUUUCCGACUACAUCAUCCAGCAUAAACGAGUGGAGGAUCCUUCGGAGGCCGAGGUCUACACAGGUGAAGUUCUGAGCAUGGUGGAUGAUCUGUUCGCUGGUUUGGGUUCAUCCUGUGUUGUUGCCGGAAAGAGAGCUGGAGACCAUCCUCACUCUAUGCUAUACUCGGUGGUCUUCAAGUGCCUGGAACCCGACAGUCUUUACAAGUUUACUCUCCAUGCAGUGGAUAGUCGAGGCAGCCACUCUGAGUCAAGCUUUGUCUCAGUACGGACAUCUUGUCCAAUGGUGGAUGACAGCCGAGCUGAAGAGAUCGCAGACAAGGUGUACAACUUGUACAAUGGCUACACCAGUGGGAAGGAGCAGCAGAUGGCCUACAACACAUUGAUGGAGAUCCCUCCUCCACUGUUAUGCAGAGUCCAGCACCACUACAAUUCCCACUAUGAGAAAUUUGGAGACUUUGUCUGGCGUAGUGAAGAUGAGCUGGGCCCCAGAAAAGCCAACCUGAUACUACAUAGAGUGGAGAAGAUUAGCCACUACUGCCGGUCCCUACUGCGCAGCACCCACAUCCAGAGCCGCACCGACACCAUGGCGUAUGUCUACUGUCGGAGUGAAGAGGGCCGACCUCCUAGUAACACAUGGCAUGGCUCUUUACAUGAAAGUCGCACCACCUGCAUGGAAAAGCUCAUUUCUGUACAGCGUAACACAUACAGCAACACCAAACUCCGAUGAGACAGGAGUUAGUAGAAGGAGGCGGUGCGUUUUUGUUUGUUUAUUCCUGCAAAAUGACAUCAAUGAUUGAUGCACCUCGUCCCCCACUCUGCAGCAGGUGUCUCUCAAGUGACUGGUGGAUUUUGAAAACCAGGAGAGCCUAAAAAACCUCAGAAUUCACUGGACAUUGUGUUAGAGCUACCGAAAAACAUAUUUUUGUGUGGCCUACUUUUAUUAUAAGACAGAGGAUAAAAAGAAAACCUCAAGCGAACAGAAUUCUCAACUGCAAAAUGCCAGUGAUCGCACAUAUCAAUGAGAAACUGCAGUGUGAAUAUGUAAAAUAUAAUUCAGCCAAGAGAAAAACUGGUUGGCUAAAAUACUUUGAAUGUAAUGUUGUAGUUCCUUUUUCGGUGCUUUGAAGCUUACCUGGAACACUUAAAAGAGAGAAAAAAAGGACUAAAUCAAUAGCAUAACUUAUUUGCCUUUAAUACCUUUUAUUUGAAAGGAGAAAUCACUUUCUUGUUUUCAAGUUCACAUUAAUUAAAAAAAAUGAAAGCUUUUCUUCAUGAAUGUGAAAUAAGUCAGUGAGAAACUAUGUAGUUAGUCUUGUAUUACAUUUGAUAGAUUCAAUUGAAAGAGCAAGGCUUUUUGUGGUAACAGGAUCGACCAUUCGGCUACUAUUAGCCUGAUGAAAUUAUGCAAAGACAGAGUGGGUGGCAUUCAAACAAAUCAUAUUCAUUCAUAAACAUUUAAUAUAGCACUGCUUUCAUUGCAUAAAUCUUGGAAUCCUUUUAUCAUCAUCUUUUUUUAAAUACUAAAAUACCCCAAAAAAAAUACAUGAGAAAAUGUAUUAAGGACAUUUAUAUCUCAGACAAGAAAUGGACCUGAACACAGUGGAUUAUGCACCCAAGACAAAAAAAUGCAAUGCUUUUGCCACACUGAAGUCUUUAAAUCAAAUGCUUUAUAUGUGUUGGGUUUUGGUUUGUGACUAAACACACCAACAGUAUUAAUACUAAAAAACAAAAUCAAAUGCUAUAGCUAGAUUGAAUGAUUUCUGCAAGAUCACAAAAUAGUGAAAGUUUGUAAUCUAAUGAUAAGUUACAAUUUAUCUGAAUGUGACUUUUGUCAUCAUGGCAGUUACGUUCUAAGAGGAGCAGUAGGGAGCAGUAGUAGCCAUACAAUUAUUAUUAUUAUAAUUAUAUGUGUGAUUGAAAAUCUAACAUCAAAAGUGAAUAUGCUGAAUGCAUCUUUGAAAAGAUCCUCCCUCACGGGAUAAUUUGAUGUUUGCUCAUGUAUGUGCACUCAUAGACAAUAUGGCAGAAUAUUAGGAAAAUAAGUUUGAGGAACAUUUUCAGGUCCCCAAAUAGUUGAUGAACGAUGAGAAUGACGAACAUGUGAGGUACUGUCCUCUGAAUUGGGAAGUAUCAGUGAUUGUAGGGAUCACCUGUGGUCCUUAUUAUUUUCAGUUCAAUGUUAUAUCUUUAAAGCCAUGGAUAUUGUUUUAAUGAAGAUAAACAAUGCCUUUUUCAAUAUUUACAUCUCAUGUUAUAUGAACUGUAAUAAUAAAUUAUUAUAAUGUAAAUUUUAAAUUGUAAAAAAAACAAAUGUAUUAUUAUGUGGCUUUGAUUGUCUUUUUCUGAAGAAUGUGAAAUAUUAAAAAUGUAUAUUAAAUAAGAAGACUUUUCUUUCAUCGCAUAAUUAACCCUUGUGUUGUCUUCCCAUCGGCCGCGUAAC